CGGCGCGGAGGAUGAAGUGGAGCGUGCGGGGAGCCUGCGCCGCGCUCUCCAGUUGCCUCCUGCUCGCCUGCGCCCUCAGCGCCGCCGCCGUGGGCCUCAAGUGCUUCUCGCUGGGCUCCGAGCUCAAGGGCGAGCCCUUCCGCCUGGGCACCGCCGCCGGCGCCUUCUACUCGGGGCUGCUGCUGGCCGCCGGCCUCUCGCUGCUCGCCGCUGCGCUGCUCUGCUGUCGCCCGCCCGACGAGGCGCCCGUGCCUCCGGCACCGGCCUCUGCUUUGGCCCCGGCCGGGGACCCGGGCCCGGCGAGCGGCGGCCCCGGCGGGGCGGAGGCGGCGGCCGCACCGUCGGGGCCGGUGGAGAAGGCGUCGCCCGGGGGGCGGCAGAACUUCCUGCUUCUGGGGGUGCUGGUGUUCAUGCUAGGCGUGCUGAGCGCCUUCGCCGGCGCCGUCAUCGACGGCGACACUGUGUCGCUGGUGGAGAGGAAGUACUCGCACUAUUGCCUGCUGCAGCCCGGCGGCGCGACCCGCCCGCGGAGCGGACCCGCGGCCCCUGACGGCACCGCCGCGGCGGUCCGCUGCCAGAAGCUGCGGGACUACCAGCAAGGCUUGGUACUCUCCACCGUUUUCAACGCGCUGGAGUGCCUCCUGGGCCUGCUUAACCUUCUUCUUGUCAAGAACUACAAGGCCGCGCAGCAGCGCGGACGGAGGCGGCGGCGGCGGCGAGCGGCCCCGGCGGCGGCGGCGGCGGCGGGCGGGCGGCGGCGGCGGCGGAGGGGCGGCGGCGGUGGGCGGCGGGUGCCGCGCCACAGCCAGGGCUCCCUCUUCUCCGGAGGCGAGCCCGAGCUCAGCCCCGGGGAUUGCCCCUUUCGGGCCGUCUCCUACAUCAACGUGGGCGUCUUCCACGUCUUCGACGAGGCCGGCGUGGAAGUGCACUGUGGUGGACAUCCCUCCGUCGAGCUGCCCGGCUACUCGCCCAUGGACCCCGAGCUCAGCGCCUCCUAUCCCUAUUGCUACCCUCUGCCCAGUGAACAGCCCCCUGCCUACGAGGAGAUCUAUCCUGGGGAGCCCUGCGCUCACGGCACUUAGCGUCGACCGCCGCCGGGACGCCCGGCUCCCCGCCCGGCCCCCGGAUCGCCGUGACAGCCAGGAGCGGGCCCGCCAGCGCUUCGCAGCCGCGGGGCUCGGGGACACUUCUUGCACCACCGACGGGAUGGUCCCGCCGUCGCGGGCGCAGCGGGACACGGGCGGUGUGCCGCCGUGCCUCUGGCUCUGCGGAAGCUUCUCCCUCCCUUCCUGCUCUCCUCUUCCUUCCCCCCCUUCCCUCCCCCACACCGACCCUUCGUCUGCCGGAGGCUGAAUUUUCCGAAGGCUGCGCAAGAAACUCCUAAGGGUUGGUUCCUCCCGUCGCCUCUCCUCUGUAGCCAAGUUUAGUUCCCUUCAAGUGAUUCAUCAGUCUCCAGCUUUAGCAGUCCAGAGUUACCCAUUUAUGAUAACCAGCCAGUGUAAGGAAAAGGUGUCAUGAAGCUUCUUUACCUCUCAAAAGAGCUAAAUUUCUAAACAACGCAGAGACAUUUGUGUCACGUUUACUAGAGGUGUAUUGGGGAUCUUUAACGUUUACACUACUCCUUGGGAGAAUUGAGUUCUGUUUUAAGAUUUAGUGAGUUAAAACAUUUGUUUGUCUUGUAAGAUGCACAUUGAGAAAAACCUGCACUUUGAAAAAGAAACAGGAAAAAAUCAACAACGUUUUUGUACACUGACGUGCCUGCUUUUGUUGAUAACUUCUUACUGUAAAGGCUUUCAGAAGUCUAUAGUGAAAAUGUUUGGUAAAUUCACUGCAGUUUAAAAUUGAUGAUUAAUUCCUUUACUAAAAUAACUGAGAUGUUGCUAGGAUAUGGCAGUUAAAAAGGAAGUCCAAAUGUAGUACACAUUCCUUUUUGUAAACAGGUUCUGUGUUUUUAACGCAAGGCAAGAUUUCUUUUUGUUUUGCACAGGUGAAGGGCAUAAUUCUAUUUUGUACAACUACAUGGUUUACCUUGUAAAGAGUUCCAUUUUACCUGUUACAAUUCAUCAAUCUGGAUUGUCAAGGCGAAUGCGAACCUGAUCAAUUCCUGUCACCGAAGGGUGAUAACUGCAAGGCUCCUGCCUUAAGUGGCAAAACCAGGGAGAAGGGAGGAGAAACAUGUAUGUGCUCUCAAAUCUCCAUUUUGCCUUCCUGAAGUAAUGACAAGACUUCUUUUUGCCUUAUGGCUUCUUGUUUUAAUUUGCUUCCAGCUUUAGUCACAUCUGUUCAAAGGGAAGGAAGAAUAGGCUCAAUAGUACUCUUUUGGUCACAGUGAAGUAUUGAUUUAGUAGCAAACUGCUCUCAGCUUUUGUGUUCCUUCUGCAGGUAAUAGUGGCUUGUCAAGGUGGUAAAUCAAGUCUGCUGUGUUUGAUGAGACAGGAGUUGCCUUCAUGUGGAAAAAAUUUGUUCCCACCAGCCUAUUAGCAAUUCACAUGAAUUAUUUUCACACUCCAACAUCCUUGCUUAAAUCUUACUUAUACUUUGCAUUGUAAUUGACAGACUGAAUAUACAUUAAUCUAAAAACAGGAAAAAAUAUUUUAGAGGGAAAUUGUAUUAAAGUAGUACAGAUUUUACUCAAAGUUUGAUUUCACUGUAGGACUUCUUUGGUUCACCAAAAAGUGUUAUGGAGGCUGGUAUAACUUCAAUAUAUUUCAGACAUACUGUUUAGUAAUCAGAAAAGGUUUCUGAAUGUUCACAGGAGAAUGGCAAUCUGUUUCUGCUUUUGGAUAUAGUACAUAUGAAAACCUUUUCUUCAUUUUGCCAUUUAAUCCAAGAUUGAUCCUCAAGAAAAUGUCAGUAAUUGAUCUUGUAACUUUAAGAUCAAUAAAAUAAGUUUUAAAGCACAGCAUAUCCUAUAAGAAAA
Vidua macroura (Pin-tailed whydah) is the source of this 2920-nucleotide messenger RNA. It is a transcript of the gene TMEM271, whose product is annotated as transmembrane protein 271. The transcript has 2 exons. The record is from RefSeq and is a predicted model, not a curated record. Bases 12 to 1082 code for a protein of 356 amino acids. NCBI's taxonomy places the organism in Eukaryota, Metazoa, Chordata, Aves, Passeriformes, Viduidae.